Messenger RNA from Pseudophryne corroboree (corroboree frog), 1126 nucleotides. Its product is annotated as gastrula zinc finger protein XlCGF17.1-like. The coding region runs from base 1 to 1020 and encodes 339 amino acids. Lineage: Eukaryota; Metazoa; Chordata; Amphibia; Anura; Myobatrachidae. The record is from RefSeq and is a predicted model, not a curated record. The transcript has 2 exons.
AUGUCUUCAUGUGUGUAUAGCUGUGCAGCUUUAGUUGAAAUUUCUUCUCUGUCCCACUUCAGUGAUGUGGUCUGUUCUUAUAACACUGGCUAUGCCAAAUGUUUUACACAGAACACAAAGCCUAUUAACCCACACACAGGUAAGGUAGGUGAAAGGCCAAUAAUAUGUUCUGAGUGUGGGAAAUGUUUUACAUACAUAUCAGAUCUUGUUAUACAUCAGAGAAGUCACACAGGUGAGAGGUCAUUUCCAUGUUCUGAGUGUGUGAAAUGUUUUGCAUGGAAAACACGUCUUGUUACACAUCAUAGAAGUCACACAGGUGAGAAGCCAUUUCCAUGUUCUGAGUGUGGGAAAUGUUUUGCACACAAAUCAGCUCUUGUUAGACAUAACAGAAAUCUCACAGGUGAGAAGCCAUUUUCUUGCUCUGAGUGUGGGAAAUGUUUUGUACGUAAAUCACAUCUUGUUAUACAUUACAGAAGUCACACAGGUGAGAAGCCAUUUUCUUGCUCUGAAUGCAGGAAAUGUUUUACACAGAAAUCAGAUCUUAUUGCACAUCAACGAACUCACACAGGUGAGAAGCCAUUUCCAUGUUCUGAGUGUGGGAAAUGUUUUACACAGAAAUCAGAUCUUAUUACACAUCAACGAACUCACACAGGUGAGAAGCCAUUUCCAUGUUCUGAGUGUGGGAAAUGUUUUACACAGAAAUCAGAUCUUAUUACACAUCAGCGAACUCACACAGGUGAGAAGCCAUUUCCAUGUUCUGAGUGUGGGAAAUGUUUUGCACACAAAUCAGCUCUUGUUAGACAUAACCGAAAUCACACAGGUGAGAAGCCAUUUUCUUGCUCUGAGUGUGGGAAAUGUUUUGUACGUAAAUCACAUCUUGUUAUACAUUACAGAAGUCACACAGGUGAGAAGCCAUUUUCUUGCUCUGAAUGCGGGAAAUGUUUUACACAGAAAUCAGAUCUUGUUAGACAUCACAGAAGUCACACAGGUGAGAGGCCAUUUCUAUACUCUGAGAAAUAAAUCCGAUCUUGUUGCACACAAUAGACAUCACUCAGGUGAGGAACCAUUUUAAUCUUCUGGAGUAUACUUAUCAUUGCCAUGCGUUGUUCUUCAAGGUUCUUAUCCU